Molecule: messenger RNA, 827 nt
Organism: Pteropus alecto (black flying fox)
Lineage: Eukaryota; Metazoa; Chordata; Mammalia; Chiroptera; Pteropodidae
Gene: RPS8
Product: ribosomal protein S8
Exons: 6
Coding region: 152-778 (208 amino acids)
Biological process (GO): translation; maturation of SSU-rRNA from tricistronic rRNA transcript (SSU-rRNA, 5.8S rRNA, LSU-rRNA)
Cellular component (GO): cytosolic small ribosomal subunit; ribosome
Molecular function (GO): structural constituent of ribosome
Source: RefSeq, a predicted model, not a curated record
CGCAAAAACGUAGGAACUAUACAGCCUCUUUCUACGGCACAGUCGCAAAAACGCUGUAACUCCAGCCACUUUCUACGUUAAAGGGCGGGACUGCGUUUUACAAACCGGACCGUGACUCUUUGCGUUUUCUCUUUCCAGCCGGCGCCGAGCUAUGGGCAUCUCUCGGGACAACUGGCACAAGCGCCGCAAGACCGGGGGCAAGAGAAAGCCCUAUCACAAGAAGCGAAAAUAUGAGCUGGGACGCCCCGCUGCCAACACUAAGAUUGGCCCCCGCCGCAUACACACAGUCCGGGUCCGGGGAGGCAACAAGAAGUACCGAGCCUUGAGGCUGGACGUGGGGAACUUCUCCUGGGGCUCCGAGUGUUGUACGCGCAAAACAAGGAUUAUUGAUGUUGUCUACAAUGCAUCCAACAAUGAACUGGUCCGCACUAAGACCCUAGUAAAGAACUGCAUCGUGCUCAUUGACAGCACACCGUACCGACAGUGGUACGAAUCCCACUAUGCACUGCCCCUGGGCCGCAAGAAGGGGGCCAAGCUGACUCCUGAGGAGGAAGAGAUUUUAAACAAAAAACGGUCAAAGAAAAUUCAGAAGAAAUACGAUGAAAGGAAAAAGAAUGCCAAAAUCAGCGGUCUUCUAGAGGAGCAGUUCCAGCAGGGCAAGCUUCUUGCAUGCAUCGCUUCAAGACCAGGCCAGUGUGGCCGAGCAGAUGGCUAUGUGCUAGAGGGCAAGGAGCUGGAGUUCUAUCUGAGGAAAAUCAAGGCCCGGAAAGGCAAAUAAAUCCUCCUUUUGUCUUAGCUCCUAUAAUAAAGGUGUUUAUUGUGUUCUU